GCAACAAGAAAAUGUUUGUGGUGACUGAAGACAGAACAGAAACCACUCAUCUCAUCAUCAGUAAAUGACAGGAGGGGUCCUGAUCUCAGUAGGAAGUGGUGGAAUGUCUUCAUCCUGGAAGCCACAUGUUAAAUUGAAAUCACUAACGGAGUGUCUCAUGAAACAGAUUGUGUGCAGUUCAAUGAAGAGGCUUCUCAUCCUCCCUUUUCUCUGUGUUUUACCACUGGGUCUCCUCAAUGGAUGGCUGAGUAGAUCUCUGAAACCUUUAAAUCCUGACAGCAAAAGUGAAAAUCUGACCGUCCUGCUGUGGUACUGGCCCUUCAGCAGGCCAUCAAACCUGAGUGGUGAUGUCUGCUGGAAUCUCUACCGUAUCCCUCACUGUACACUGGUGGACCAGCACUCCUACUUCCCCACAGCUGAUGUAGUGGUGUUCCACCACAGAGAGCUGGAAAUGAGCAUCCACACGCUGCCCACUCACCUCCCACGGCCACAGGGCCAGAAGUGGGCAUGGAUGUCCCUGGAGUCCCCUGCUCACAGUGGAAACUUGCAUCAGUACGCAAAUAUAUUCAACAUGACCAUAACCUACAGGAGGGAUGCUGAUGUCAAUAUACCCUAUGGUAAGCUGCUAUGGAGGGAGGGCGAAGAGCAUUUGGAUGAAGACCAUUCUUUAAACAAGAGCUCUCUGGUUUGUUGGGUGGUCAGCAACUACAGGAGCAACCACAAAAGAAGCCAAGUGUACAGGAACCUCAGUGCUUCAGUUCCUGUGACGGUUUACGGGCACUGGACGAAGAACCGUCUUCCCUCUUCAGAACUUUUACCUACAAUAUCUCGCUGCUACUUUUAUUUGGCUUUGGAGAAUUCACUUGCUAAAGAUUACAUCACAGAGAAGCUGUGGAGGAAUGCUUACAAAGGCAGAGCUGUGCCCAUUGUCCUGGGACCACCUUUACGUGAUUACAAAGCUGUGGCACCACCAAAUUCUUUCAUCCAUGUUGAUGAAUUUGGAUCAAUGAAUGAAUUGGGAAAGUAUCUACAACAGCUUGCAGAUGAUAAGAAACGCUACAAUGAAUAUUUUACCUGGAAAAAACGCUGGAGAGUGAAACUGUACACAGACUGGAGGGAAAGACUGUGUAAUAUCUGCUUAAAGCACAAAAGUUUACCAAAGCACAAAGUUUACUCAGACCUGCAGGCAUGGGUCAGUGCUAGCAGUUGAGCUUAAAUGUUUGUAGUUGCUAGUUUUUGAUGACAGGUUUUCAAUUUUGCUUUUUUUUUUGGGCACAUUUGACAUAAUUCUCAACUUACAAACUGUACUGCAGCUGCUAUAUAAGAAUGAUGACCAAGUGAUCUCCUAACACAUAGGUCCCUAGCACUUUAUCCCAACACCUUCAGCCAGUUUCCCAGUCAUGGAUUAAGCAUGGUCCUAGACUAAAAGGAAAAAGUCAAUGAAAACCACAAUAGGAAAACAUCUUUAGUCCAGGAUUAGACAUAAUCCCUGUACGGGAAACUGGGCCCUGAAGUUUAAAGAACUAUUUAGCAUUUGGGAAAUAAGAAAAGGAAAAGGAUGUAGUGGAGAACUGGGCAUGGUGUAACCUGCCUCGUGACAGAAUCAGACUCUAGCCCACCUAGCCCAAAAUCUCAAAGCACAUCAUGGAAAUGUCUUUAUAUGCACAGCAAUGUAACUGCUACAUAUUAAAAACUCUAUGUCUAAGUUAACUGCUGCCACUUUAUCAUAAUGUCUUGAGGUUAAAAUAACUAUUUAGCAUUUGGAGAAAUAGGAAAAGGUUGUUUAAUUUAAUUGAAAUGUAAAUGCAAAGAUUUAUACCACUCUUCUAUUUGCAGGUCAGUUAUUAUAAAGAAGCUGCUGUGGGUACAGUGAGUUAAUUCGCUGGUCCAGCUUAGAAUUCCAGAGACAAAUUUUCUUACCUUUAGACAGUCAGGCUAAUGAUAGCAUUAUUUUCCAUAAAGUGAUCAUUAAUUGGACAUGAUAGUUUGGGCUUUGUGAUGGUUGUCUGCAACGACACAACUGAAAGUCUGUUACCUGCCUCCAGUUCUUCCUUGGUUUGAGCAAAAGAGGACAGGGAGGGUGGAGUUGGUUUAACUGCAGAGGCCAAUCAAGUGGACUUAACCAUCUGUUGUAACCCCAUGGGGAGGAAUGGGUUCUUUUUUUGUGUGUGUUUCUCAAAUAUAGUUAAACUCUGGUUCCCCCUGUGGCAUUUAAAACGGUUUAUUCCAUUACUACAUAGGUUGAGCUUUCUCUCAUUUGGGAAGGUCAGUUGAGUUCGGUUAAAUAUGAUUUUUGUAAAUUUUGUUUUGACCUCUUAUG
Messenger RNA from Archocentrus centrarchus (flier cichlid), 2320 nucleotides. It is a transcript of the gene fut7, whose product is annotated as fucosyltransferase 7 (alpha (1,3) fucosyltransferase). Gene Ontology annotation, cellular component: membrane. The transcript is spliced from 3 exons. The record is from RefSeq and is a predicted model, not a curated record. Gene Ontology annotation, molecular function: alpha-(1->3)-fucosyltransferase activity. Bases 65 to 1210 code for a protein of 381 amino acids. Lineage: Eukaryota; Metazoa; Chordata; Actinopteri; Cichliformes; Cichlidae.